This is a messenger RNA of Nicotiana tabacum (common tobacco), 2987 nucleotides long. The record is from RefSeq and is a predicted model, not a curated record. Lineage: Eukaryota; Viridiplantae; Streptophyta; Magnoliopsida; Solanales; Solanaceae.
CUCAAUUACUGAUGUACCUAAGGUCUAUGAUCAUCUGGUGACUUCAAAAUCUUUAAUUUGGUGUUGACUCAUGGCUGUAAUGCCUACAUUUAACAAAGGGCAAAUUUAGUGACAGUACAAUGGCUGGGGGGUUGUGUCCUAUGCUUCAGCUUCUAGGGACAUGCUGGAUACUGCUGUGCUUGAAUUUCUUGGGUUGCAAUGGAAAAUUAGUGGAAGAGGAAAAAAGGGCACUUUUAGAGCUGAGGGAUUCCCUUAACUAUCCCAAUGGCUCUGCUUUAAUUAAUGAAUGGGUUGGAGAAGACUAUUGUGCAUGGGCUGGUAUUUUUUGUGGCAGUGAUCCGAACAAUGAUUCGCGUGUUCUUGAUAUUUUUCUUACCAAUAAAAGACAACUUGGACUUGGAAUAUGGAAUCCUGAUGCAAACUUGUUGACUCGUUUCACGCAUCUUCAGUCUCUGUAUGUAUCUGGCAAUGCUAUUGGCAACUGGAUCAUGCCAGAAGCAUUAUGCAAAUUGCACAACCUGAAGGAAUUGGAUCUAAGUUUCAACCCUUUAAAUGGUGAUGCUCUGCCUCAUUUUCAAGUAUGUAGCCUCACAUCUCUAGAACAGCUGUACCUUUCAGGGGUUUAUCCUAGUUCCUCUUUACCACUUCUCAGAGUGUGUGGACUAAAGAAUAUCCGGAGAUUGGAUCUAAGCAACAAUAAUCUUAUGGAUGAUAGUAUGCCACAUUGCCUAUUCAAUGAUCUUCCAUACCUUGAAAGCCUUGACUUGUCCAGGAAUAACCUCAAGAAUUCCAAUCACAUUCUAUCAGCUUUAUGUAGACUGCGGAAUCUCAAAAGGUUGGAUUUGAGUUAUAAUUUUCUGGAUGAUGGAAGCGUACCAUCCUGCCUAUUUGAAAAGCACUCGCUGCUCGAAAGUUUAGAUAUUUCACAUAAUAAUAUCGGGGGUUCACCUGGUUUCGUUUCGGGAAUCUGUAAACUUAGGAACCUGCAGGUGUUAAAUCUCCAGGAUAACCUUAUCCAAGGUGGACUUGAUCCAUGCUUUGGUGGAAUGAGUUCCUUGGUUUCUUUAGAUCUUUCUUUUAAUUAUUUUGAGGGGAGUGUUUCUUCUUCCAUAUGCAGCAACCUGACUUCACUCGAGACCCUCCUUCUUUCAGACAAUCGGUUUGAUGGACUUCUCCUGUUUUCAACUUUUGCUAACCUCUCCAACCUUGAAUCCAUUGAUCUUUCAUUUAACGAGUUCAUAGUUGACACUGAAACUCCAUCUUGGGUCCCAUCUUUUCAACUCGUAUCCCUUAACCUACGAAAUACUAGACUAAACCAGAAAUAUGGCCACGUAAUUCCAACUUUCCUUUCCAAACAACACAAGUUGAAGUCCCUGUCUUUGUCCUAUAAUGCCCUUCAAGGAAACGUUCCGUCCUGGUUGUUGUAUAACAAUACACUUCUUAUGUUGUCUUUGAGAGGCAACCAUCUGUAUGGUGGAAUUCCUGCAUCUUUUCAGUUUCAAGCAUCAAAUCUUCUGAUGCUUGAUGUAUCAGAUAAUUGCUUGGGCCGUACACUUCCCACUAACCUGCUCGAGUUAUUUCCAGACUUACGCUAUCUUAACCUGUCAAAUAACGCCCUCGAAGGCAUCCUUCCUUCAUCUUUUGACCAUCUGUCAAAGUUAGAGGUCCUGGACCUUUCUGACAACUUCCUGUGGGGAAAACUUCCUCCAACUUUAAGGCAGAAUAACACUUCAUUGGCACAUUUAGUUAUUUCAAACAACAACUUUCAUGGGGAGGUUAUGCCCCAAUUUUCGAAUAUGUCAAAUCUUGCAUAUUUACAUCUUCAAAAUGAUGGAUUUAUUGGAGUCCUCCCUGAUGCUAUGUUUAACCUUCCUGUUCUGAAGGUCAUGGACAUUAGUGGGAAUUAUUUGUCAGGAAAUAUUCCAGAUUAUUUUCCUCGGUUUCCACAUCUGGCCAUACUUCUCUUGGCAAGAAACCGAUUUCAUGGGACAAUUCCAUUGUCUUUGUGCCAGAUGCAAAAGCUUCAUAUUUUGGACAUGUCUGCAAAUUUACUCUCUGGGGUUUUACCUUCUUGCCUUGUUAACAUAGCUGCGUGGAUAAAGGAAUCUGAAGUUAUACUCCAUUCCUUUAUGUGGUUAUCACCCUCAUAUACUAACUACAGAGUCAAAGUUCCUUUAACAACCAAGGGCAAUACACUCUCUUACGAAGGCAUCCCUCUCUCUCAAAUGACUACACUUGAUCUAUCUAUGAACCGUUUUACCGGUGAAAUUCCAUCACAACUGGGAGAACUUGCAGCCCUUCAUUCAUUGAACCUUUCUCACAACAUCCUAUCUAGCCAUAUUCCAGAAUCUUUCAGGAACUUAAUGAAACUGGAGAGUUUAGAUCUUUCUUAUAACCAGCUAGUGGGAAAAAUCCCUCCUCGGUUGGCUCAACUUGAUUCCCUUUCAACUCUAAAUUUGGCUUUCAAUCAUUUAUCAGGAAGAAUCCCGUUUGGAAACAAAUUUGUCACUUUUGCAGCAUCUAGUUAUAGAGGUAACAAGAAACUCUGUGGACUUCCAUUGGAAAAUGAUUGUGUGCUCCCGAGGCCGCCUCAGCAGCAUGAAGAAGAAGAAGAAGAGGACAAGGAAGGAAUUGGUGAGAGUGACUUCUUUUUCUUCUCAUGCAUUGCUGUUGCUUAUGUUGUGGGAUUUUGGAGUGUCAUUGCUCCUCUUCUUCUUAGUAGGAAUUGGCGCAGGACAUAUUAUGCUAAGGUUGAUACUUGUAUUGAAUUGUGCAAGGAGAAGCUUCAUCUUUUCUAAAUCUUCUUGAAAACUUGUGUUUCUUGACAUCUUUUAUUGUGGGAUAUGAACUCUCAACUUGCUUUGAUGAACACACUGUGGGAUAGUUGCAGUGUUUUGUGAAAGAGUUCAUAAGUUUGACGGGAAGUUGACUUCGGUGUUAUCAAACUCCUAUUAUGGUUUAGAAACUUUGGAUAGGUUCAUUUAGUU